AUGGCUGCAGUACGAGGCAAAAAAAAAGACAAAGAUUUCAAAAUUGAUAAUAAAAGAAAUGCUAAAACAAAUAAUAAAAAUAAUGAGAAAACUGACAAUAGGAAGACCGCUCAUAAAAAGAGGGAUGAUGAUUACAAUGAUGAAGAUAUUGAAAAAAGCAAGAAUAAAGUAGAAAAGGCUGAAUAUAGAACCUACCCAGAUAAUGUUGGAAAUUUUGAAUAUGAUGAUGAUGCUAAUAAAGACACUAGCAACAACAAGGCUGAUGAAAACGAUACGGAUAAUAGCGUUGAACUAAAUGCUAGCAAAGCUGAGAAUAAUGAUAAGAUGAAUAUUGAAAAAAAUGGAAAAAUGAAUAAAGUAGAAAAAUGUAUUAGUGAUGAUGAAGUACCAACUAGAAUUGACAACACAAACGAGAUAUCUAUCGAUAGAAAGCUUAAAAAUGAAUGUGAAAUCUGGAUAAAAAAGGUAGACAAAUUGAGGAACACGGUAGUAAGUCAAAUAGAUUUGAAACAGACGAAAGAGGGGCAUCAGUUAUUACCAAGACUCUGUCGACUUGAAUCAUGCUUGUAA
Messenger RNA from Dentiscutata heterogama, 570 nucleotides. The record is from the annotation of a GenBank genome assembly. Lineage: Eukaryota; Fungi; Glomeromycota; Glomeromycetes; Diversisporales; Gigasporaceae.